This is a messenger RNA of Guillardia theta CCMP2712, 3105 nucleotides long. RefSeq lists its product as hypothetical. The transcript is spliced from 34 exons. The record is from RefSeq and is a predicted model, not a curated record. NCBI's taxonomy places the organism in Eukaryota, Cryptophyceae, Pyrenomonadales, Geminigeraceae. The coding region runs from base 1 to 3105 and encodes 1034 amino acids.
AUGGCCAUGGCGCAGGGAGUGCUGAUGGCGCUCCUGAUGGCGAGCUUGGUGGGAGCUUCAUGGGCGUCGAAGGAGGCAGAAGGGACGAGUACGUCUCGUGAGAGCUUCGUUCAUGCCAGACAAUGGGACUGGCUCGGUCCUUUCCCCAUGGGCGAGCACGAGCAGGCGGUGGAUGUCUUCUGCCCAGCACUGUGGGGUGAUGGCGCAAGUGACAGGCUCCCAUCGCGCAACAAGAGCAAGUACAUCAGCGAGUAUGUUCCUGGAGGGUAUGUGUCGUGGCAGCAGCAUAUGGCAGACUCUAGUGGCGUCUUGAACAUCCAGUAUCAGGGGCUAGGAAGAAAUCCCUUCUUCGGCUGGGCCAUCGGCGAGAUGAAUGUGCAGCACGAUACAUGCUUGAUACUGCAGGUGGUUGGGACAGUGUGGAGUGCUUAUGUCGAUGGAGCAUCGCUGCUCUACUUGUCCAAAGGAUCGCACAAGUUGUUCGUGAAAGUGAAGUCCACAACAGCCUCUGCUUCGUUCCAGUUCCGAUCCUCUCCCUGUGGUGAGCCUCAUGGGAAGCUUGAAGUGAUCAAACUUCUGCCUGGAGACUGGCGGGUUGGCCAUGGGAAAUGGUCUCAAGGGCCCCCAGCUUACGACCUUCCUGAUGUGGUGGGCAACGCUCUGUUCACCGAUAUGGUUCACGUGCGUGUUGCCAACGUGGGUCAAGGAUGGUUGAGGGAUGUAAGGAUGCGCGUGCUUGCUACAGAUUUGAUCGCUGCCUCUCAAUCGGAGCAGACAGUCUCCCUUGCUCCCAAUCAGCGAUCCGUCUUGUUUGCUCCCUUGGCCCUGCAUCCCACCAACGUCUCCUCCGUCCCACAGGCAGCUUGUCCUCUCCAGGUUAAUCUCCGCAUCGAGCACUCGGGGGGGCGGGAGGGAUGGACGGAUACCUCCUUGCGCCUACGAUGUCGGGCUCGCGAUGAGAGUUUUAUCUUCACCUUCAUCGACUUUGAUGGGUUUCCGAAAUCUCCAUGUGUCGCCUCCACAAAGAAGGAUGACACGGAAGUAAGCGAGGAUGACGGCUGCCCUGUCCUCCUCUCCAUGCACGGCAUGGACGUCACAGCUCAGCGGCAAGCAGACGCGUACAGGUCGAAGGAGUCCUUGUGGGUGCUGGCUCCUCAUGGGAGGAGCACCCACUCGUUCUUCUGGCAAGGACCAGGACACUGGAACGCGGAAGGAGCUUUACGAGCCCUCGUGAUCUACAGCUCAAUGUCGAACAAAACUUUCAAAGCAUCGUCCUCCCGUGUGAUCUUCACGGGUCACUCCAACGGGGGUUAUGGAGCUCUCAUGCUUGCGGCUCAAAACCCCUCGAGGGCCAUCGGCCUGGCGCCAUUGGCGGGAAUGCCUUCCCUCGGCUCCAGCGGGAGAGAGGGGACCUUCGCUUCCUUCCCCAUCGCAGACCCGAACUUAGAUCGCAUCCUCUCCCUCUCGUCAGCUCAGUAUCAGGUCGAGCUUCUUGCCGAAAGUCAAAGUCGAAAGAGUCUUUUUGCAAGCUUCGUGAACUACCUGGCAAGCCUCACUGGUGGUGGGACACAAAGUCUGAGAUGGAUGGAGGAGUCCUCGACGACUCUGAGAUGUGAUGGGAAGAGAAUGACAUGCUCUGUCAAGCUCACUGAUUGCAGGAGGGACUUCUGGAGCUUAUGUGUAAGAAAGACGGAGAGAAUGACUUGCUACGACCUGUCAACCUGCCGCUCAAUCUCUGGAGUUUUCCCCCUGCAAGCUCUGACGAUCGGUCAAGCAAUCUCCAUCACCGUCACUAAGACAGCAGAGACGAUUGACAUCACCACCAACAACCUUCGCCGGUUGAAAGGUUCUUUCCUCAAGUCGUUUCAAGUUGAUCCCAUCGGCUCACGGACGAGGAUCAACAUUGAUGGUACAGUUUUCAGCACACAAGCUGCUGCCCUCUCCUACUGCAGAGAUUCCUCAGCUGAUCGCUCCAACCCUUCGCGAUGGUUUGCAUGCUAUUCAGCUCAAGAGCAAGGCGAUAGUUGCUCAUGCUGCUCAGAGCGAGGGCAGAGGCCUCGAGAGAGCCUCGGGCCGAUGAGGAACAUCUUCAAGCGUCCUCUCGCUUGCAUCUUCUCUGGUGGCGCGUCAGCAAGUGAGAGGGACGUGCAGUUCGAGGUUUGCCAGAUGCUCUCACAGAACUGGUUUGAGUCGGGAGCUGGGAUCGCGUCUCACCCUGUCUUGGGUGCUUCCACCAGCAUGCAGAUGAUGAGCGACAUCGAAUUUCAACAGCUUCGGACUCAUCCUUCGGCAAAGGACUUCAACCUCAUCGUCCUCGGCAGCCCAGGUCAGAACCUGUUGAGCAGGGAACUUGAAGCGCUUGUGCCGGUGAACAUCUCCAAGUCUUCCGGCUCUUUGGCCUUCCAGCUGGGCUCCUGCAACUUCUCAGGAGGAGGCCAUGGCUUGACGACGCUCGGACCAUGGGGUUCAGCAUGCAGCGAAGGCUUGUUCGUGCUCGUGAUGGGACAAGAUCUCCCUUCCUUCCACAGAGCCGCCCAUGUUCUCACCGAUAGCCUCUUCGAGACCAACCACUGGAACGCCCACAGGCAGCACCGUCAUGGCGAUUAUGCCAUCGUGGGGCCACGAUUCGGGAGCCAUGGCGUGCAAGGGAUCGUUGCGGCGGGGUUCUACGGGAAUCAGUAUCGGCAACCCUUGGGGCCCUUGUGGGCCUUUGGGUCCUGUAGCGCCUGCAAAGCCUGGGGGACCGUUGGCUCCGUUGGCUCCGUUCGUUCCGGGGGCACCAGGGGCACCAGGGGGUCCGCGACCACUGAGACAAACAUGAGGAGCAGAAGGGGAGUCCCUGAGGUCCAGGGGGUCCUGGGGGUCCCUCCUGCGGAGAAAGUCAAGAAACCGGGAGAAAGGUCCCUUCGCUCCCUUCCUUCCUCGCGGUCCUUGAGGCCCGAUGUCUCCCGGCAAUCCUCUUGGUCCAGGGCUCAAGGAGAUCUUGAUCUUUCUAUGCUCAUGAGUAGCAAGGUCACGUUGAAGCGUCUUGACUUUCUUGGACAUGUUCUCAACUACGCAUACGAGCGUCAGCAUGUCUUUCACAGCGACUCUUGCAUUGUCUGA